Erigeron canadensis is the source of this 1561-nucleotide messenger RNA. RefSeq names its product keratin, type I cytoskeletal 10. The record is from RefSeq and is a predicted model, not a curated record. The transcript has 4 exons. The coding region runs from base 75 to 1400 and encodes 441 amino acids. NCBI's taxonomy places the organism in Eukaryota, Viridiplantae, Streptophyta, Magnoliopsida, Asterales, Asteraceae.
UUUUAUCUUCCUUGCACUCUACAAACCCUAACCCAAAACCCUAACUCACUCCGUCGUCCACGGCGGCUCUCAAAAUGUCAUCAUCAACCACCGCCGUCGUCUCUCCUCCCAUCACCACCGCCGUUUCCGAGGCCGCCGAUGGCCCUGUUCUAACCGUAAUCAACAAACGAAUCCGCAACCUCCGCAAAAAACUCAACCGGAUCACCCAAAUUGAAUCCAAAUCCGCCGUCAAAAACAAAGAACAAGAAGACCUUGUGAAAUCCAAACCCUCACUUCUCGCCGCCAUCGACGAACUCGAAAAACUCCGACAACCGUUGUCCGCCGCCGUCGAUGAAGAAAUCGCCCUCGCCGUCAAUACUCAUCUCUCCGUCUCCGACGCCCCAAAACCCGCCUCUGACGUCACCACACCCGACGCUGACGUCACCGAUACGAAAUUAGCUAACAAUAAUAACGAAAAUGAUGAUAAAAAAGAAGAUGAGAAAAAUCAAAUUGAGGAUUUGUUGAGAUUGGUUUACUUUGCUAGUAUGUUUGAUGUGAAAUCGAAUUCGGAAUUUAAUCGAAUAAUGUUGACUAGAAGCCAUGAGAGGAAUUGUUGUUUGACUUAUGAUUACGUCACUGAUGAUGAUGCUGUUGUCAUGCUUGGAGAGCAUGAUUUGGAUUUGAUAUCUUUGAUGGGUUCUUUGGUCAUUUCUAGACCUGUUGAUUCGACUUUUUCGCAUCAAAAUGCGUUGCAGAGAUGUAUCCAGCACGCCAAGCUUUGGCUCGAGAAUUCCGAUCAGCCUAUUGACCCGAAUUACAACAAUGUGACUUAUGCUGGAUUGAGGGAGAAGUUGGAGAAGAUAAUCGGUUCGGAGUAUGUUAAAAUUACUCCGGAGUUUAAGGUGACUGCUGAAGCUGCUGGGAAUUACGCAUUUCAGGUGCCUGUGCAGGUGGACACUUUGGUUAAUCAUCAGACUGAACAAAAGGAAGACAAUGCUACGGGGUUUGAAAGAAAUGAGACCUACGAAGACCAAUCUAGUCCGGUUGAAGAACAUCCUAAGCAUGAGAUAGAUGCUGAAAGUUCCAUAGAAACUCCAGCCCAGACAGAGCAGAUUGAAACACAGGCAGGUGGUACUGAUUACAAGGACCAGCAUGUACCUCGACGAGCAUAUCAGAACCAAAGAGGUGGUGGUGGCCGCAAUGGUGGCAUCGGUGGUGGUCGUAGAGGUUUUGGAAAUGGGCGUGGUGGUCGAAGUGGUGGCAGAAGUGGACCUUACCAGAAUGGGCGUAACCAAUUCAAUGACCAGCCUGGAAAUUAUUACCCAAGGAAUCAUCAUGGUGGCAGGGGAAGAGGUGGUAGGGGAAACAGCGGCUAUGCCUACAACAACCAUGCUUCUGGAGUUGAAGUGGCAGAAUCUUGAUUUCUGAUGGUGGUUUAGGUUUGCUUAUAGUCUCUUUUUGGUCGCUAAUCUUGUUGGGUAAAUGGUGAAAAAUGGUCUAUCGUUUUACAUGAAAACAUGAAUGAGUUCUGGACCCGUUGUCUUAUUUCAAGUAUAAUUAUUUCUGGAUCUUUAUAUGGUAA